Molecule: messenger RNA, 707 nt
Organism: Aricia agestis (brown argus)
Lineage: Eukaryota; Metazoa; Arthropoda; Insecta; Lepidoptera; Lycaenidae
Product: putative gamma-glutamylcyclotransferase CG2811
Exons: 5
Coding region: 60-617 (185 amino acids)
Molecular function (GO): gamma-glutamylaminecyclotransferase activity
Source: RefSeq, a predicted model, not a curated record
UAUUCACUACGUUUGUUAUUAAUAAUGUUUUUUUAUCGAAAACGUUUUGUUGUCAACUAAUGUUAAAAAAUUUCACUUCUGCAAAUAUUUCAAAUAAACUUUGUUACAUCAACUUAUUAAACAGAAGGAUGGUGCACAAAGUAUUUGUUUAUGGAACACUAAAGAAUAAUGAACCAAAUCACAACUGGCUGACAGAUCCUGAGAAUGGAGUAGGGUGUUUCAUAAGUGAGGGUACAACAAAACAAAAGUAUCCUUUAAUAAUAGCUACAAAAUAUAACAUUCCUUUUUUAUUGUUCAAUCCUGGACAAGGCCAUCAUGUCAGAGGUGAAAUUUAUGAAGUGGAUGAUAAAAUGCUCAGUAAACUAGAUAUUUUGGAAGACCAUCCAAACUUUUAUGUCAGAGAAGUUGAUGUAAUUAUUACAAAAAAUAGUGAUGGACAAAAUGGUGAGGAGAAAUGUUGGGUUUAUUUUUUGAAGCAGUUCCGACCUGAACUGAUGAAGUUUGAGCAAUUCGAAAACUACUCAAGUGCAGGUUCCCAUGGACUUACGUAUAUGGAAAGGUCAAAACGUGAUUCUAAUUAUAAUUAUAAAUCAGAAGUUCAUAGUGGAUAUAACUAAUGCAAUGCAAACAAACUAAAAACAAUAACGAAUCAACUUUAGAUGAUCUUGACGACUUUUUGGAAUCAUCAAAGGAGCAAUAAGUCACUC